Styela clava is the source of this 764-nucleotide messenger RNA. RefSeq lists its product as uncharacterized. The record is from RefSeq and is a predicted model, not a curated record. Lineage: Eukaryota; Metazoa; Chordata; Ascidiacea; Stolidobranchia; Styelidae.
AUGGGUAAAAUAGGCGUAAUAGCGUUGCUAUGUCUAUUGUGCUUGAUAGAUCAUGAUCCAGUGAUAGCCCAGACGAAACACAAGAUAUGCAAGACCGCUGAAGACAUCUUUGACGAAUCAACCCUACAGGAAAUAGUUCAAGCAGGUAUGAACAAAAUGAUGGACAUUGUGGAGGAAAGAAUUUUAAAGAAACUAAGAAAUCAAACAGAAUGUGGCGUCGUCUAUAAUUCUAAAUGUUUCCGAGCGAUCUUUCAUGACAAGAACGACGUCUCAUUGAGCGUCGCUAAAUCAAUUUGUGGAAACAAACUGGCUAACAUUUAUGACGUCACACACUACAAACUGCUUCAAGAUUAUUUACGAUCAAUAUUUCCUGCUGGAUGGUCAGGGAUUGGGGUUCGUACGGGAAUGACUUACAAGAACGGUCAGCUGUAUUCAACGACGGGCCAACCUAUAUCUCUGCCAAAAACGCUUUGGCAUCCUGGUCUUCCGAUUACCCACGAAUCGUAUCCAACUGUUAUUGUUCUCAUCACUCGAGACUCGGAAGGCAAGGAAGGGAUUCUUAAUGCUCAUUCUGACAAUAAUUUUCUUGGAGCCAUCUGUGAAAAUGAAUUAUAACUCUGUUUAUUGAAUGAUCAAUAACAAAAAAAAAACUGUAAAAUUACACGAGUUUAAAAGUAAUUGUUAUUCGCCCUAGUAGCUUAAUCAAAACUUUCAAUUACUAAUUUUUACAGUUGAAUUUCAUUACAUUGAAAUACAACAACAUA